AGGAGAGGAUCCAUGAGACGCAGGAGCUGAGGAAGCAGCUGCUGAGAGAAACAUGUGGCGGGGACAAAGAGACAUUCAACCACCGUUUAGAAGACGUCAGAGACAAAGAGCUGGAGAACCUCAUUGUGGACGACAAACACGGCAUCAUCUACUGUUACAUUCCCAAGGUGGCGUGCACCAACUGGAAGAGAGUGAUGUUUUCCUUGACCCAGGACGAGCCGUAUCCUGACCCUGUCUCGAUUUCUCCUGAUUUAGUCCAUCUCCCCAACACUCUGCCUCUCCUGAACAGCUUCCCAAGACCAGAGAUGAAGGCCAAGCUGAAGCACUACACAAAGUUCCUGUAUGUCCGGGACCCAUUUGUGCGUCUCAUCUCCGCUUACAGAAACAAGUUCUGGCAACACAAUGAGUACUUCUACCAACAAUAUGGCCGGCACAUUCUGCGCCUGUAUGCAAACCAGCCUGACCCUCCACAGAGUGUGGACGAGGCCAACACAUCCGGGAUGAGGGUCUCCUUUCAGAACUUCAUCCAGUACCUGCUGGACCCUCUGACGGAGAGGAAGGAGCCGUUUGAGCCCCACUGGAGGCAGAUGCACCGCAUGUGCCACCCAUGUCUCAUAAAGUAUGAUUUUGUGGGCCAUCAGGAGACUCUUCAGCAGGACGCCUCACAGCUGCUGAAGAUCCUAAUGCUGCAGGACGACAUCCAGUUCCCUCCUUCCUAUGAAAACAUGACCACACCUGCUUUUCUGUUAGACUGGUUCAGCGCAGUGCCCCUAGAAGACAGGAGGAAGCUGUACGAGCUCUAUGAGGAGGACUUCAGGAUGUUCGGCUACAAAAGGCCUAGAGAACUGCUGGAUGGUUGAGAGGACAUCAUGACCACUAACUCACUGCUGAGCAAAGAACAAUCUGUUAAGGACAUGACAAAUACUCAACCACGUCAAUUUAAGUUAUUAUAAGCAUUGUGGUUAUUUAAAGGCAUUUGUCUUUGCACAAAAGUCUUGGGAAUUAUUGUUAGGGGUUAGGAUUAAAGAAAAAGCAUGCCAGGAGGUGGGUAACAAAUAAGCAAAUCCACAAUAGUUAAAAACUAGAAAAUCAAAAGACAGGGAGAUAACUAGGACAUGGUGAAACAACAAGGGAAAUAAUACAGGAAGUGAUGACAAAAUGAUACAGAAAGUGAGGAAACUAAUUCUAAAUACACAAAAGCCUCAUUGACAUGAAGCACAGGUGGAACAAGCCAGGGUGGGGCAGACAAUUACAAUGGCGGGAAAACAAACAGAGGAAGAAAUGAAACAAAAAAAGACACCAUGGAUGGAAUGAAGUCUAGUAUGUUUGAUUUUUUUUUAUAAAAAUGGUCAUGAGAUAAAAAUCAUAGUACAUCAAUAAGUCUCAACCAAAAUGUCAAACUUAAAGGAAAUGUAAUAUCAAUGGAACUGUACUUAAGGAUCAAUGUAUUAUAUAUCUUAAUAAAGGUACACACACUCAGUCAGAGCUACUUUACACACACUUGAAGAAUGCUUACAUGUUUGAUUUCUGGGUGGAGGGGGGUAAGAGAAGCACACCCACAACCAGACACUUUUUUAUGCUUUAUUACAAAACAACAUGACAAAAACAAUACAUCUUUUAAGUUCCACACUCACAAAACAAGGUGAUGGUGGCAAGGUCCAUCCCGUGAGGCUGAAAUACAUUUCACAUUCACAUGUUCCAGUAGCUGUGAAGGUGAACAGAGACAUGUCACCUGUCAGUUUCUUGCAUGUUGAGAUUUCCACACUGACACGUAUCGUCCUGCUGAGCUGUGUGGCAGUGCAGGCAGGGACAGCCCCGUCACUGGAGUCCGUCUGAAGGACUCUCUCCACGGUUCUCUGCUCUCUGACAGCCACAUCGCUCUGCCUGAAGCCCAGGAUUGAUGCUGCAUGACGGGACAGUCUGUGGCUCAGCGGUGUGUCAGAGAGAGGAGCAGAAA
This is a messenger RNA of Notothenia coriiceps (black rockcod), 1957 nucleotides long. Its product is annotated as carbohydrate sulfotransferase 12-like. NCBI's taxonomy places the organism in Eukaryota, Metazoa, Chordata, Actinopteri, Perciformes, Nototheniidae. Gene Ontology annotation, molecular function: sulfotransferase activity. Gene Ontology annotation, biological process: proteoglycan biosynthetic process; carbohydrate biosynthetic process. Gene Ontology annotation, cellular component: membrane. The annotation marks the transcript as partial. The transcript has 4 exons. The record is from RefSeq and is a predicted model, not a curated record.